AUGGUCGAUGGAAAUCCACUGAGACCUACUUCCUUGAAUCUAAAUAUGCCUACUGUUAUUGCUUUUGGGAAUCCUUUAUUAGACAUUUAUGUACAUUUAAAGGACAAGGAGUUUCUGAAUAAGCAUGGUCUUGCAGAGAAUGGAGAAAUUGAACUACCUUUUAAAAAGAUAGAAGAAAUAUGGACAGAUUUAAAACUCGGUCAACAGAGAAGGUUCAAUGUUGGAGGGUCAGCACAGAAUUCAAUGAGAAUUUUGCAGUGGUUAUUUGACAACACCUUGAAGAAUCAAAGUUGUAUUUAUUGUGGAUGUCGUGGAAAAGAUCCUAAGGGAGCAAAGUUAAAUAUUUUAGCUGAGUCAGCAGGUGUUGAUUGCAGAUAUGCAUUUCAUCCAUGGUUACCUACUGGGCAGCGUAUAACAUUUAUAUACGAAUCAUCGCGAAGUUUAGUUGCAAACAUAGGAGCUGCUGGUGUAUAUACAUUAGAUGAUUUUAAGAAAAUUAAUUUGCCAUUGGAUACAAUAAAGAUAAUUUAUAUUGAAGGAUUUUUUAUAAUGCACAGUUUCCCCGUUGCUAAGGAACUUAUCAGAAUAGCAGAAGGAAACAAUAUAAUUUUAGCCUUUAAUCUUAAUGGAGUGUACAUGUUCAAAGAUCACCAGGCAGCCAUCUGUCAAAUGGUCGGACAUGCUAACAUUGUGUUUGGCAAUGCAAGAGAAAUGGAGGCUCUGGCUCAAUCUCUAAAUAUUACAUACGACGAUGUAACUGAUAUACCAUUUUUGUUGAAUAGUAUGAAAAGAAUUACAGUCAAUGCUUCUAGUAUACCUAAUGAUAACUGGUUACAUCAUGGUAGAAUAUUUGUUAUGAGCCAAGGAGAUUCUGCCCCAGCAAUUACAGUUUGGGGAAAUGGACAGUCUGUUCAGGUGCACCCAAUUAAACCAAGGGAUCCUAUUGUAGACACAACAGGUGCCGGCGACUCAUUGGUAGCUGGUUUCUUGGCAGGUGUUUCAGCACAAUGGAAGCCACAAUGUUGCUUAGAAUUUGGUUGUAGAGUGGCUUCUUUUCUGGUAACAAAACUCGGAGUUACAUUGCCAGCAAAAGUGCCAACAGAUUUACUAAUGUGGGCACGAGACCUCCAGACCCAUCAAGAAAAGUUAGGGAACUAG
Messenger RNA from Dufourea novaeangliae, 1158 nucleotides. RefSeq names its product adenosine kinase-like. Gene Ontology annotation, biological process: purine ribonucleoside salvage. Gene Ontology annotation, cellular component: cytosol; nucleus. The transcript is spliced from 5 exons. The coding region runs from base 1 to 1158 and encodes 385 amino acids. NCBI's taxonomy places the organism in Eukaryota, Metazoa, Arthropoda, Insecta, Hymenoptera, Halictidae. Gene Ontology annotation, molecular function: adenosine kinase activity. The record is from RefSeq and is a predicted model, not a curated record.